GGUGGGAUCGAAGGUGGCGCUGGCCAAUGGCUGAGCGCCGAGGGGACCCAAAGGGUGGGCUCUGCCGCUGCCCCGGCUUCUGGUUCGGGUGGGCGGGACAAGGCGGCUUUUCUGUGUCUCAGUGGUCGCGGUCGCCGCCUAUGCUGCUCCGCUUCCGGCUGUGCUCCCUCCAGUGUGAGCCUCCCCUCUGAGCCUCGGUCCGCAGCCAUGGACUCCGCCGCUCCCGCCGCCGGCUUCCUCUACUGGGUGGGCGCGAGCACCGUGGCCUACCUGGCCCUGCGGCUCUCCUACAGCCUCUUCUCGGCCUUCCGGAUCUGGGGCACGGCCCACGAGGCGGAGGUCGGGCCGGCGCUCGGCGAGUGGGCAGUUAUCACAGGAAGUACUGAUGGAAUUGGAAAAUCCUAUGCAGAAGAGUUAGCAAAGCGUGGAAUGAAGAUUGUCCUCAUCAGCCGAUCCCAGGAAAAACUGAAGGAGGUGGCUAAUGAAAUAAGAGAAAAAUUCAAAGUGGAAACCAAGACAAUUGCUGUUGACUUUGGAUCUAUUGAUAUCUAUAACAAGAUCCGCACAGACCUGGCCGGCCUCCAGAUUGGAGUUUUAGUGAACAAUGUGGGAAUGUCAUAUGAGUAUCCUGAAUACUUCUUGGAUGUUCCAGAUUUGGAUAAUGCCAUCAAUAAAUUGAUAAAUAUUAACAUCAUCUCUGUUUGUAAGAUGACACAAUUGGUGUUGCCCGGCAUGGUGGAAAGAUCUAAAGGUGCGAUUUUGAACAUCUCAUCUGCCAGUGGCAUGUAUCCCGUUCCACUGCUGUCUGUUUACUCAGCGACCAAGGCUUUUGGAGAUUUCUUCUCCCGGUGCCUCCAUGCGGAGUACAGGAGCAAGGGCGUCUUUGUGCAGAGUGUUCUACCUUUCUUUGUGGCUACAAAACUGGCAAAAAUCCGAAGACCAACCUUUGAUAAGCCGUCAUCAAAGACAUUUGUGAAGUCCGCAAUCAAGACAGUUGGUCUGCAGUCCCGUACCAAUGGCUAUCCAGUCCAUGCCCUUAUGGGUUGGAUCUUCUCACUGAUGCCUUCAUGGCUUUCCAUGAAAAUUUCAAUGUCUAUAAACAAGGGCCUGCGAGCUCGCCACCUGAAGAAGAGCAAGAAAACUUAAGCUGGGUGAUCUCGAUGAGGAUCUCCAGCAGAUGGUCCGAUGUAUCCUCGUGUUUUGGGAACCCUCCAGUUAUCACUUUUUAAUUUUGUAAUCAGACUAAAUGCUUUUGGGUUUGAGGAGAAAGUAAUAUUUAUUUCCAGGGCUUCUGCCUUGGAUUGCUUACUUGAUGCCAAUUGGACCAAGUCAGAACUUCAAAUAAGGGCUUAUCUCAUUCCAUGGGGAAUCCUUACCUAGAAAAACAAAACAGAAUCAGGCUUGGGGGAGGGGGGGAGGGCGUUGGGGGGAAGGGGACAGAGUGCAGGGCAGAUUGCCAGAGAGCUGCUUACUAACUCACAGAACUAGACGCCCAGCUAGGGACUGGAAAGGCUUCAUCAGGGCCAAAAAACUGACCCUCUCCUGCUUUUGUAAUUAUGAGGCAUUAUUUGUAUUGUCUGAGUUGUGCUACCUAAGUAGCAGCCUGGAUACUACUGCAAUAUUAACCCUUCUAAGGUGAGAGGAGGUUGAUUGGGUCCAGUGGUACUGGGUAGUUGGGGGUGGGGGGAGAGGAAGGGAGAUCCCCUGCAGUUUGUGCAGGCCUCUGUAAAGUCUUCUUAAAACUCUGUAAAGUCUUUGUCUUUGUGUCCCACACACCCAGUGUGGGGCCUGCCUGGCCCACAGCAGGGGCUGAAUAAAAUGCUGCUUGUGGCCACCUCA
Messenger RNA from Sarcophilus harrisii (Tasmanian devil), 1839 nucleotides. RefSeq names its product hydroxysteroid 17-beta dehydrogenase 12 (gene HSD17B12). Gene Ontology annotation, molecular function: oxidoreductase activity. Gene Ontology annotation, cellular component: endoplasmic reticulum. The record is from RefSeq and is a predicted model, not a curated record. Bases 208 to 1146 code for a protein of 312 amino acids. The transcript has 11 exons. NCBI's taxonomy places the organism in Eukaryota, Metazoa, Chordata, Mammalia, Dasyuromorphia, Dasyuridae.